ACUGCACAGAUGACUCUCAGAUGACUCCGUGGAUAGCUCGCCGGGCUAGCGCUCCGGGAUGCUCACGUUCACUCAAUCUUAUCCACACGGUCUUCCGUCCUAGGAGAUACUGUUCUAGGCAGCGUGUCCGGACAUCUCGACCUCGCUAUGGGCCGUGCGCCUCGCAUUCCCCGAUCGCGACUGGGUUCGCUUGUGUCCCCUUGGCCAGCGAUAGGCCGAAGGGCUCGCGGCCUCGAUCUAUCAUUGCUAUCUUGGAUUGGGUACGUUGGUUCUGGGCUGGGCAAUCCGGAUAAGCGCGCCGACUGGCGUUACUUUGUGCAUCUCGUAUUCCCCCGAUCCCGAUCGCCCUCGCGGGGCGACCCGGUGAGGUCAACGCAUACAUUGUACAACGUCCGCCAUUCGAGCCGCUUUGCAUACGAGAGGAUCUGCUCUCCGCGGGUUUUGGUCGGGAUGCGGGGAACGCCCCUAUUCAAUCAAAGUCGUCACCUGUCAUCACCGCAAGUCCAUGGUCAAAACCAACACAGUCUUCGUCAAAAUGGAAUGGGUGUCUUCUGUGACCACUCUGCUAGCCUUUUCUCUCUUCGCUCGGGAGACGGUCUGUAAUCUAUAUUUGAUCCUGGCUCAAUGACAGCUUCCGAGUCUCACCCAAUACCCCUCUAGCGUGUACUGGCUUCCCUUCGUCCACCGGUAUUCAUUGGCCCACCCUCGUGUAUAUCGCCCUCCUCGCGCGUGCAGACCAUCGCGACUGGUGAUCCCGAUGAACCUACCGACAUACCCCCGCGCUCGUCCGUUCGCUCACGGACACGGAUCGCUACUGGCCAGCUAUGGACGUCC
Messenger RNA from Rhodofomes roseus, 834 nucleotides. RefSeq lists its product as uncharacterized. The transcript has a single exon. The record is from RefSeq and is a predicted model, not a curated record. Lineage: Eukaryota; Fungi; Basidiomycota; Agaricomycetes; Polyporales; Fomitopsidaceae. Bases 148 to 603 code for a protein of 151 amino acids.